ACAUGCGUCUCCUUACGUUGUCGCCCCGUCUCUGCAAGAAGGGUGAGAAAUAUCUUACUGGGGGUCUCAGGCUCUACAGCGAGGCUUCUCAAAUGCAAGGUGCCCGGGUGUUUGUUUAAACGUAAGAGAAGGAAGCGGAUACCUCGAGCCACACGUCAUGCCUAAGAAGAAGUGUGCUGUGUGACCUUAUGGUUCCACCAUGACAAGAGUCGCUCUGACUAAACUCCUGAUCCUCGUGAUCCUCGCCUUCAUCAUCUGCCUGCCAGAAUUCUUCACAUUGGACAGAGUACCUAAAGUGAACUUCCUCUGCGUGCCCUACCGACCCUGUGAUCGAGGGAAGCGGCUGGAGGAGGGAGAAGAAGGGAAAAGUGGUGAUGCUGAAGCUAGGAGGAAGGACUGCGGCCCUACACCGACUGCAUCAAGUAACAAGUUGGAGCAGGACUGCACACAGGAGGAUGAAAGCAACGCAACGGAUCCCGAGUCGGACUCCGGGAGGGGCGGCGGAGACCCAGAGAAGAACUGGUUCAUGUGUAAAACAGAUGUGGACAUGGCAGAAUUACAUCGAAACAUGUCGUCUUCAGCUCUGGAAACAGACGUCGAGGUGUCGGUGAAGCUUCACCUCAGUGAUGCAGAGACCCUGAAUCUCACCCUUUAUGAAGGCAGCCAUCGCAGCUUCCUACACCUCCACCCACCUGAGGAGGAGGAGGAAGAGGAGGGGAGGGGCGGUCGAGGGCUGUGGACGGCGUUUUACUGUUGCCUCCCUGUCCCGCCCACCGCGGAGUCGGCCAAUCAAAGGCGCUGUCUCCUUUGGCUCGCCAACAGAACGGUUGUGACAGCAACCGUGCAAGAGAAGCUGCCAUGGAAACUCACCCGGAGAGAUGAGUGGAGCGGUGUGUUCAGGGCCCUCUGGCUGGCUCUGCUGUGUGUGAUGGUGCUGAUGCUAGUCACAAUCGUGCUCGGACAAAUCUACUGGAAAAUAGAAGGCUCCUGCAAAAGGCAUGCACCCCGCAACAUUCACCCUCUUGCUUACGCUGUCAAUGGCCAGCAGUUGAACGAUGCUGGGAGGCACAUGGAGAUGAUCCCUCCCAAAGGGAUGAUCUUUCACUCUUAUGGAUCCAGACCUGGAGCAGGUCUGUCCCCAAUUGAAGAAGUUCACACUCAAGAGGACAUAGAAACUCUGCUCGAUGAAAAUGAUGACCACUGCUGUACAGCAAAUUUGCAUCAUCGCAUGCACCCUUCCACCUCCGUCAUGUUGGAGCAGACCUGCUGACAGAGCACACAAAUGGACAUAAAAGUGCCCCAGAUGGAAAGAAGAAAAUAUUGCUUCAGUUAGUUCUGAACCUCAGUGGGUCUUUGUGCACUUUAUCAGUUUUCUGUUUAUUAAACUGUCCAAACCGAAAUAAACAACUUUCCUCCCAAAUAUUUCUCGUUAAAAAACGUUUUUUGUAUUUGAAGCAGAGGCUCGGCUGAUAAAUGGCCGUCUGGAUUUAGCUGCAAGAAGCCAAAACCCUACCAGCGUUUUUUCUUUGCAUAAUAUAUUUCUCUCCCGCAUCAAUAUAUCUCCAAAAAGAGAGGAGAAAGAGUAAGGGUAGCAGCAUACUCAGUUUCCUAAAGAGAUCUGCUGGCUGGAAGCUAAGAGCCAAUUCAACACUGAAUGUGAAAACCCAGAUGCACUGUGAGCUUCUCGGGAUUGCUGCUGGGACUCAACAUGUGAUCCAAGGAAAGGGAGGAAAUAGUCAUUUGGAAAAUGAAUGAGAUAACUUACCACUGGGGAGCAAGAAGGGGAUAAAUCAAAAACAGUAUUAAAAGCCUUUAUUCCGGAGGGAAAGAGGAAAGGAAAUGUUCUUGCUCAUGCCUUCUUCAAAGUGUUUGGGAUUAGGAUCCAACAUGCAUGACAACAGCAGGACAUGCCAUUUUGCUAUUAAAGACACCGUUCAACAUAAUGA
Molecule: messenger RNA, 1946 nt
Organism: Pungitius pungitius (ninespine stickleback)
Lineage: Eukaryota; Metazoa; Chordata; Actinopteri; Perciformes; Gasterosteidae
Exons: 10
Coding region: 200-1270 (356 amino acids)
Source: RefSeq, a predicted model, not a curated record